Molecule: messenger RNA, 2902 nt
Organism: Triplophysa dalaica
Lineage: Eukaryota; Metazoa; Chordata; Actinopteri; Cypriniformes; Nemacheilidae
Gene: wdr36
Product: WD repeat domain 36
Exons: 23
Coding region: 117-2798 (893 amino acids)
Biological process (GO): rRNA processing
Cellular component (GO): small-subunit processome; Pwp2p-containing subcomplex of 90S preribosome
Molecular function (GO): protein binding
Source: RefSeq, a predicted model, not a curated record
CACUGACAACAUCACGCGUAUGCAGAAAUGCGAAGGAAACGCUGUUAAAUAUAUGUCAAGUGUUCAGACAUAAUUAGUGAUUGUUAAUAUUUUGUGAUUAAAAGUAACAUUCCGCAAUGUCUACGGUUAAGAAAGGAAGUGCGAUUUUCUCGGGAUUCAGAGCACUGGGACUUUACUCAAAUCAUUUGGCGCACGUGGUUCGCUUCCAUAAGAAACACGGCGAGUUCUAUGUGGUCACUGCAGUCGGACAAUGUUUCCACACAUACAAUGUCAAGAAACUUGGAAUCGUUGCAGUCAGUAAUUCCCUCCCAGAAGAUAUUUCAUGCAUUGCUGCCGAUCGGAUGCUUGUCUAUGCUGCACAUGGAAAACGUAUUUCUGCUUUUGCAAAAAACAAGGAGGUUGUUCACACGUACACGGGCCAUGAGAAUGAUGUGCACCUUUUGUUACCUUUUGGGGAUCAUCUCAUUUCGGUCGAUAGGGAGAAUGUUGUCAUCAUUUGGGACGUUGAAUCUGAAGAUACAUACCUGCAGAUAUCAUUUGAUAAAGUGUCUUUUGAGGUCUCUGCUGUGAUGCAUCCGAGCACCUACAUAAACAAAGUUUUGUUUGGAAGCAAUCAGGGGAGUCUGCAGUUGUGGAACGUCAAAUCAAAUAAACUCCUGUAUACAUUCCCGGGAUGGGCAUCGGCUGUUACUGUUCUUCAACAGACUCCAGCUGUUGAUGUUGUGGGUGUGGGUUUAGCAACGGGCCAGAUCAUCAUUCACAAUAUCAAGAUUGAUGAAACACUUAUGAAGUUCCAACAAGACUGGGGUCCAAUUACAGCAUUAUCCUUCAGAACAGACGGGCAUCCAAUAAUGGCAUCCGGUAGUCCGAUCGGACACAUCGGACUUUGGGAUUUAGAAGAGAAGAAACUAGUGAGUCAGUUGAGAGACGCUCACACGACUGCCAUCACUGGCCUCACGUUCCUUCACAGCGAGCCCCUUCUGAUCACCAAUGGAGCAGACAAUGCCAUAAGGGUCUGGAUUUUUGAUGCGGCUGGAGGAGACGGCCGUUUGCUGAGACAUCGGAUGGGUCACAGCGCCCCACCAACAAAGAUUCGGUUCCACGACCAGAGCAGCAUGCACAUACUCAGUGCCGGUCAAGACGGUACAUUGCAAUCGUUUUCAACUGUACAUGAAAGAUUCAACAAGAGUUUGGGACAUGGCAGUCUCAACAAAGCAAGGGCUAAAAAGAAAGGUGUGGCCCAUGACACUGCCAAGCUUCCGGCCAUCGUUACUUUUGCCUCAGAAACGGCACGCCAGAGUGACUGGGACGGCAUUAUUGCGUGUCAUCGCGGUUUUCUUGUGGCAACAACAUGGAAUUAUCAGAAGGGUUCAAUUGGUGCACACAAAUUGGAGCCAGAACGUUUCAAUAGGAACAGGGCACUCAGUGUACAUGCCACAGCUGUGCAUAUCACCUCCUGUGGCAACUUCGCAGUGAUCGCCCUGUCUUCAGGACACAUUGAUGUGUAUAACAUGCAGUCAGGUCUACAUAGAGGACAUUAUGGAGAAGAUAAGGCCCAUGCGGGGCCAGUGCGAGGGGUUGCUGUGGAUGGUCUCAACCAGCUGACUGUUAGCAUAGGCGCGGAUCACCUCCUGAAAAUCUGGAAGUUUAAAUCCAAGGAGCUCAUACAUACGCACAGCCUGCCAACUGCUCCAGCAUGCUCACUGCUGCACAGAGACAGUGGAAUGCUCGCCAUUGCUCUGGACGAUUUUGUUGUGAACAUACUGGAUAUGGAGACAAGGAGGAUUGUCCGCAAGUUUUCUGGACAUCGUGGGCAGAUCAAUGAUAUGACAUUUAGCCCAGAUGGACGCUGGCUGAUAACAGCAUCUAUGGACUGCACCAUCAGAACAUGGGAUCUUCCCUCAGGCAGUUUGGUCGACUGUUUCCUGGUAGAUGCGGCAGCUGUCAGUCUCAGUAUGUCCCCUACCGGGAACUUCCUGGCCUCGUCGCAUGUCGACGGGCUGGGUGUAUACUUAUGGUCCAACAAAACACUUUGCGGUAUGGUGUCAUUGCGCCCUCUACCUGCAGACUAUGAACCAACUGUGAUCAUGCUGCCAGGGACCUGCCCAGUUCAAGAUACAGAGGAAGAUGAUGUUGUGGAGCUUGACAGCUCUGAGAUGGCUGAAUACAUUUCACCAGAACAGCUGGCUGAACAGCUUAUCACACUCUCUCUCAUCCCGGAUUCACGCUGGAAGAACCUUCUGCAUUUAGAUGUCAUCAAGAAACGAAACAAACCCAAAGAACCUCCAAAACUGCCCAAAGCUGCACCUUUCUUCAUUCCCACAAUUCCAGGGCUUGUGCCCCAGUUUGCUGUCCCUGACACAACCAAUGAGGGACAGUCCAAAGUUGUCAACUUGGGAGUGUUGUCACAGAAGUCCACCUUCUACAUUCAGCUUGAGGAUGCUUUAGAAAACAACUCUUAUGAGGAGCCAGUGAAGCUGUUUAAAGAGUUCGGCCCCUCUGCCGUUGAGACGGAGCUGAGGGUCAUGUCUCCAGAGAUGGGUGGAGAUGUCAAAGUUAUGCAGAGUUUCCUCAAGAUGAUCAGAAGCAUUCUUAAGUCUAAUAGGGAUUUUGAUCUGGCUCAAGCUUGGCUAGCAUUGUUUCUUAAGCUUCAUCUUCGACUAAUUGCAGAGCAUCCCGAGCUGUUGGAGGAAGCAGAGAAUGUGUCUCAACAACUAAAAGAAGCAUGGCUCACCGUUGAGACGCUACUAAACCAAAACAUUUGUGUAUUGACGUAUAUUAAGAGUGCACUGCUGUAAAGCUCCUUUGAGCAUCCUAGAAUUUUUUGCCAUUUCUAAGAAUGUUUGUAUCAGACUCGAUUUUCUUACCUUAGAAAUUAAAAGUAUACAAUAUGUUUAUGUAA